AUGCUUUUUUAUAAGAUUGCAUAGAAGAGAUAUGAAAUGUUGAUUCGAUAUAUUUAUAAAUAAAAAUACUUUAAGAUUUCAGAUUUCAGAUUUCAGAUUUCAUAUUAAAAAUUGCAAUUUAAAUAUAGAUGUGAAAGUUAAUAAAAGAAUUAUAAAUUGCAUUUAUAAAAAAGUUUAGAAUGCAUAUUAUCUUAAUUUAUAAUAUCCUUAGAAAUAAAUUAGGAAACGAAAAUUUGGCUAUUUAUUUAAAGAAGUACUAAGAAAUAGAUGAAAAAUGAAUAAGUUUGUUAUGAAUAGUUGAGAAAGAAGAGAUAGGAGUUAUAGAUGAAUUAAGAAAUAAAAUAAAUUAAUAUUAAUGUACCCAAAAUUAAGCCGAAUCCUUCAUUCUUAGGGUAAUAUGCCUACAAGCUCGACCUAGUCUCCAACUUAAAAUAUAAAUUAUAAUGAU
Molecule: messenger RNA, 448 nt
Organism: Paramecium sonneborni
Lineage: Eukaryota; Ciliophora; Oligohymenophorea; Peniculida; Parameciidae
Source: the annotation of a GenBank genome assembly